Darwinula stevensoni is the source of this 1924-nucleotide messenger RNA. The record is from the annotation of a GenBank genome assembly. NCBI's taxonomy places the organism in Eukaryota, Metazoa, Arthropoda, Ostracoda, Podocopida, Darwinulidae.
AUGAUCACGGGUCCGUGCCGAUUUGGCCGCCUUCGACCUCGGAUGAACCGAGACCCCCAGCUGUGGGCUGACUUACCCUUGGCGUUGCGAAGGAGAAACUGCCGAUCUAACGAUUCCAAUUGGAUCGUCCUCAUGGACAUCGACGGUAGCGAACCGGAAAGGAAAGGCCAGCGACGAGUCGUCGGAACGUGGGGCCAUGUUGCACUUGUAGUGACGAAGGCCACCAUCGAAUUUUCGUUGGUUUCACUCGACUGUCUUUCGGCAACGGCCAUUCAGGAGCGGAAAGAGCCGAAUCGAAGAAUCCCUCGGGAUGGCACUCGGCUCCUGCGGAGACUUCUCGCUGCUCCAGUCCCGUUUGCACGCUUGUGUCACUUGCUUGCGGGGACGUCGGUAUUCGACGGCGAGAGGCACCGGUGUCUGCGGAAGACGGCGACGGUGUUGGUGCUGAACCUGGCGGCGGCGGACCUGGGGAACUCCCUCAUGCAUUCCAUGGCCACCGUCUCCUCCUUCAGCCACGGAUGGCAGUUCGGCAACUCAGGGUGCAAAUUUUACGCCGGGAUGGUGGGGCUGUUCGGUCUGGUGUCCAUCAUGACGCUGUCCGCCAUCGCCGUGGAGAGGUGCCUCGUCAUCGCGUCGUCUGCGAAAUUCUCCAAGCCCACGCCUGAACUCGCCAAAAGGGUGUGCGUCGGAAUCUGGUUCUACUGCCUGGUCCUGGUGAUUCCCCCAUACUUGGGAUGGAGCGACUACGUCCCCGAGGCGUUCCUCACGUCCUGCACCUGGGAUUUCUACACCCGGACUCUAAGUAACAGAGCGUAUUACCUCUUUCUCCUGCUCUUCGGAUUCGUCGUUCCCGUUUCCAUCAUCUUCUGGGCUUAUAUUUCCAUCAUCUGCACAUUCCGACACGUCAAGGAUAUGGGAGAGACUUCGGAGAAGCGGAACGAAAAUAAACGGGAAGCACGAAAACGAACCGAGUUCUGGGUGGCCAAGAUCGUCUUUGUCCUCAUCGUUCUAUUCCUGGUCUCCUGGACCCCGUACACGAUCGUCAGCUUCAUCGCCAUCUUCGGGGACAUCGAUCUGAUCACCCCCUGGGUCUCGGCCGCUCCGGUCGUCUUCGCCAAGGCGUCCGUCGUCUACAACCCCAUCGUGUACGGGAUCUCCCACCCGGCGUUCCGCUUCAACCUCAAGCGGACGAUCAUCAAGAUUCUGAGCGCGAACAUGAGCGAGGAGGGGAAGGAGGUGUUUCCACCAUCGUCCUCUGAUGCGUCUCGCCUACGAAACAACGCCGGACGACUCCCUGGUGACUCAGUAAACACGGGUCGGAUCCUGACCCGUUUCCGCGACUAUCACCGCGAGGCGGAGAGCGUCGGCAACGACUCCAUCGCCUCCUGUCCCGCCGAGGAUCGCAGCGUCGACCACGGCCGGAAUCGCGCCCCCAACGAGAAGACGGUGCGAUUCAAGACUCCCGAGCGCAAGCAAAUCCCCGAUGGUUCUCUGAAGAAGAAAGAGAGGAAGAGUUCCAGAGCGAAGAAGGAUUCUCUGACGGAUGAGAGUAAUUACAUCACGCUGAAUUGCAAGGAAAAUGGGGAAACCGUGAUCCGCAUCUCCAAUAGUAAAGUCUCUUCGAGGAAAGAUUCCACAUCUGGAGUUCUCGACAGCAAUCAGCUAGUCCAGCUGCUCCUUACUGCUCUCCAGAAAAAAGGGCAUCCACCCUCAGAAAACGAAUACGGUGUCCCCGUCUUCAAGCCUAAAGGACUAUCGCACAGCCAGCAGCACAGAGUUCGGACAGUGACCUUGGUGGGUCCCCCCACAGUGACCUUGAAGGGUUCCCCUCCAGUGACCUUAAGGGCUCGCGUCAUUUGCCUCUCAGCCCUUAUUCGUUCCCCGACCUUUGGAUAUCUGAAAUUUUCUGGGUGUUGAGCGAGUU